UAUUGUAGUUUGUUUAGUAUUCUCAAAUAUUUCCGAUUCAACCAAAACUAAUUUUUGAAGAGUAUUUAUUCGUUAAUACGGAUAAAAAUGGCUCAUUUUAACUUAUUUGUCGUCUUGGUUGCGUCGCUGAUUUACUUCACAACAGCUGAAGAAAAAUACACAACCAAAUUCGACAAUUUUGACGUGGACAAAGUGUUGAACAACAACAGAAUUUUAACCAGCUACAUUAAAUGUUUGCUUGACGAGGGAAAUUGUACCAACGAAGGCCGAGAAUUGAAGAGAGUUUUACCAGAUGCAUUAAAAACUGACUGCAGCAAAUGUACAGAUGUACAAAAAGACAGAUCAGAAAAAGUGAUUAAGUUUUUGAUUAAGAACCGUUCUACCGAUUUUGAUCGUUUGACUUCAAAGUACGACCCAACCGGUGAAUACAAGAAGAAUCUCGAAAAAUUCGAAAAAGAAAAGCCUACAACUGCUAAACUUUAAUCCAUCUAAAUAUUUAUUUCUUAAACUUUUCCUAUGUACUUUCUAUUGUAGUAGAACCAGUACAAAACAAACAAUGUUUUUCUGUCUACUUAAGCUAUUUUAAUAUAAUUGCAUUAUAUACUUACUACUAAAAAUAUAGAUAUAAUUAUAUAUUUCUGUUAAAAUAAAUAUUAAUUAUUUAUGAACAA
Messenger RNA from Rhopalosiphum maidis (corn leaf aphid), 671 nucleotides. RefSeq names its product ejaculatory bulb-specific protein 3-like. NCBI's taxonomy places the organism in Eukaryota, Metazoa, Arthropoda, Insecta, Hemiptera, Aphididae. The transcript is spliced from 2 exons. The coding region runs from base 88 to 483 and encodes 131 amino acids. The record is from RefSeq and is a predicted model, not a curated record.